Colletotrichum chrysophilum is the source of this 222-nucleotide messenger RNA. RefSeq lists its product as uncharacterized. The record is from RefSeq and is a predicted model, not a curated record. Lineage: Eukaryota; Fungi; Ascomycota; Sordariomycetes; Glomerellales; Glomerellaceae. Bases 1 to 222 code for a protein of 73 amino acids. The transcript has 2 exons.
AUGGCCGACAAGGUUAAGGAACUCGUUAACAACAUCACCAAGGGCAAGGACUCCGAGAAGGAGAAGGAGUUCAGCGUCCAGCCCAUCAAGGAGGGCGGUGUCGACCCCAAGUUCGCUGCCCACCAGGCGCACCCCGGCCCCGCCGUGCCCAAGGACUUCAACGCCCAGGAGGAGGGCACCAAGGAGGAGCGUAGAGCCAAGGCUGAGGCUCUCAACAAAUAG